AUCGAUUAUGGUGUGCAUGUGAAUGGUCGUAUAAUUGACUGUGCGUUCACGGUGAAUUUUGACUCGAAAUUCGAUCCGCUAGUAGAGGCCGUUAAAGAGGCAACGAAUGCUGGCAUUCGAGAGGCCGGCAUUGAUGUUCGUCUCUGUGAUAUCGGUGAGACGGUUGAGGAGGUUAUGACCAGUCAUGAGGUUGAAUUGAAUGGAAAGACGUAUGUGGUGAAACCGAUUCGUAAUCUGAAUGGGCAUUCAUUAGGCCAUUAUCGCAUACAUGCGGGUAAAACAGUACCGAUUGUUAAGGUUGUGUUUGAUUUGUGUGCUCGUUUGUUUGGAUUUGUUUGUUAUUCAUAA
Messenger RNA from Anisakis simplex (herring worm), 348 nucleotides. NCBI's taxonomy places the organism in Eukaryota, Metazoa, Nematoda, Chromadorea, Rhabditida, Anisakidae. The record is from the annotation of a GenBank genome assembly.